Messenger RNA from Pelagomonas calceolata, 891 nucleotides. The record is from the annotation of a GenBank genome assembly. NCBI's taxonomy places the organism in Eukaryota, Pelagophyceae, Pelagomonadales, Pelagomonadaceae.
AGUCGAUGUCCACGCAGGAACCGAUCACAAAUUUAGAACGCUUGGACCUCAAAGGGCAAAGAGAAGCGAUACUCAUACUAGCGGCUCUGACGAACGGCGACGUCCGCAUGUAUCGCGGGAAGGAUUUAGUGGACGUCUUGCGGGUAGGGGAACGCAUAGCAGCGUUAGCGUGCGGUCCGUACUCUAGGGAAGUCAAUACGUUAUGCCUCGUCACGAAAGCAGGUGGUUUGAUCGUGAAGAUGUUACCUCGGAGACAUGAGUUAGCAACAGCGACCUAUGGCGGCGGCCCCCCACCGGAGCAGGACAUUCCGCUGGAUAUCCCGAAGAAGACGAAACUCUACUUAGAUCAAACGGAAAGGGAACGAGAAAUGGCCCCCGAGAUGCACCGGCGGUUUCAACAGGAGACCGUCAACUUACAAGUAACAACAGCAAAGGCCUACCUGGAGUUGUUGCAAAGGGGCGAGAUCGCCGGCGCUUCCGUGCCACCGAAGGAGGAGGAUACCAAGGAGGAGGAGGAGGACAAGGUGCUGGUCGAUCUAAGGGCGGUCGUCAAGGGUCUCGGGCCGUUCUUCCACCUCGAGGUCGAGGUGGCGAAUCUCGGGGACGAAUCCUUACUCCAAAUACCGAUAUUGUUGAGUUACAAUCCGGAGAAGUACAAGUCGCCGAAGCCGCUCAUCCAGAUCGGGGCGCUCGUUCCGGGCAUACCUCUCAAGUGCAUCUUCGAGCUGGAGUGCCUGGAUACAUCGGCCGUCGAUCAAGAAAUAGAGAUCCAGGUCCUGCCGUCACAAUUGGAAGACGUGUUGCGGGAGACCGAUAGACUGGAAUCUGACGUGAACUUUUCCGCACUAGUCAUGAGCCGCGUGACGAUGCCGCAAUCUAGCCUGUUAUAAC